AUGUUGACCACAUUCUUCAAGAGAUAUGCCAGUGGUCUUGCGGUUUCUUGUGUGAGAACCACCGCCGCCACUUCUAGACUUUUCACUGCUGGUUUGGUGAAUAGAAGAAACUUGGGUUACUACCAAAGUACCAACACUAUGUCAUCUCAAAUUGUUCCACCAUUCAUGAUGAUGAUGAUGAACACAGAAACUAAUUCUCAACUGGUAAAAACCCCAAUAAUGGAAAUCAUCACCAAUAACCACAACAUCACAAAUGGCGUCAGUAUCGAUGGGAUAAUAACGAGUGAAGAAACAAUGAGAGCCGAUUCGGUCAUGAGAAAAAGAAGAAAGAAGAUGAAGAAGCACAAGUUGAGAAAGAGAAGAAAAGCACAAAGAGCAUUGAAGAGAAAGUUGGCCCAAGGAUGA
Molecule: messenger RNA, 405 nt
Organism: Saccharomycopsis crataegensis
Lineage: Eukaryota; Fungi; Ascomycota; Saccharomycetes; Ascoideales; Saccharomycopsidaceae
Gene: QRI5
Product: mitochondrial 37S ribosomal protein mS38 QRI5
Exons: 1
Coding region: 1-405 (134 amino acids)
Source: RefSeq, a predicted model, not a curated record